This is a messenger RNA of Cornus florida, 1049 nucleotides long. RefSeq lists its product as uncharacterized. Gene Ontology annotation, biological process: positive regulation of DNA repair. The record is from RefSeq and is a predicted model, not a curated record. The transcript has 3 exons. Lineage: Eukaryota; Viridiplantae; Streptophyta; Magnoliopsida; Cornales; Cornaceae. Gene Ontology annotation, cellular component: BRISC complex; BRCA1-A complex. Bases 66 to 845 code for a protein of 259 amino acids.
AAAAAAAAACUGUCACAAGGGAGCUCUGUCGACUGUGAGACAGAGAGAGGGAGGGAGGGAGUCACAUGGAGCGAAUGGAGGGAAAGGGGUCUGCACCGCCAGGUCGCUACGCACUGCAAGCAUCUCGAUUCUUCAACGAAGACAUAAUGCUCUGUAUCGAUGUGGACGCUGAAUCACUCGUUGAAAUGAAAGUUUCAGGCCCAGCUGGCCGACCCUUCACCAGAUUGGACUCCAUCAAGCAGGCAAUCCUCCUCUUCAUCAAUGCUAAGCUCGCCAUCAACCCCGAUCACCGUUUUGCAUUCGCUGCUCUUGGCAAAUCGGCUUACUGGCUCCGAAAAGAGUUCAGCAGUGAAGUUGAUUCUGCAGUUGCUGCACUUCGGGGUCUUGCUGCUGAUUCAUCGUCUGGUCAGGCAGAUCUCACCCAGCUAUUCCGAGUAGCAGCUCAUGAAGCAAGAAAAUCCCGAGCCCAAAAUAGGAUUUUCAGGGUGAUCCUGAUCUACUGCAGAUCAUCUGUAAAACCACAAUACCAAUGGCCUGCAAACCAGAAACUCUUCACUUUGGAUGUAGUUUACCUCCAUGACAAGCCUGGACCUGACAAUUGUCCCCAAAAAGUGUAUGAUGCACUCGUGGAUGCUCUUGAACAUGUAAGCGAGUAUGAGGGCUACAUAUUUGAGAGUGGACAGGGGCUAACACGCGUCCUUUUCCGUCACAUGUGUGUGCUCUUAUCACACCCUCAGCAACGUUGUGUGCAAGAUGAUGUUGACAUACCCAGGUCCCUUACAAAGAAGUCGCCCACAGUUGACCCAACACCAGGUGAAGAAAAUGUUCCUGUAUCCAGCCAGUGAGAAUAUAAUAGUUGAACUUGAACCUGUGAGUACUUGUUGCUUUUGAUGUUUGUUUGUCAUAUAACAAGAUUUUAGCUCUCUUGGAAAGAAGCUACCAUGUACCUGUAAUCAAAGAAGCUACCAUAGCAUUUUUAACUUUCUAUUUUCUGUGUAUGUAUGGUGUAAACAUGUUGUUUGUAAUUAAUGACAUGUGAAUCCUUCUAA